Messenger RNA from Enterobius vermicularis (human pinworm), 900 nucleotides. Lineage: Eukaryota; Metazoa; Nematoda; Chromadorea; Rhabditida; Oxyuridae. The record is from the annotation of a GenBank genome assembly.
AUGAGGUCAUGGUUACUGCGUCGUUUGGGGACUGUACAAUGUGUGUCUCUACCACUUACUCGUGCAGUUUCUUCUUGUGCAGUGGAAUUGACUUUUGAAAAAUAUGAAGUAGAGGCGGUGAAGGAGUCGCCGCCAUUGGUCAUACUCCAUGGCCUGUUCGGUCAUAAACGGAACUGGCAUUCUGUUUCAAAAGCGCUAAGCAAACGUCUCAAAACUACUGUUUUUGCGGUCGACCUGAGAAACCAUGGUGAUUCUCCUUGGACAGAAACGAUGACUUAUGACGAUAUGGCUGCUGACGUUGCACGGUUUCUUAAGGAAAUAAUUCCGCGAGAACUUGGGGAAGCCGGAAUAAAGGUUCAUCUCUUGGGUCAUUCGAUGGGGGGAAAAACUGCUAUGAAGAUAGCUUUGUCUCCCGAAAGUGCUGGUAUGUUAGAAUCGCUUAUAGUUGAAGACAUAGCUCCAAAAAAAUAUGACGACUUCGAUCACCAUCAGUUCAUCGAUUACCUCAAAGCAAUGAAAAAAGCUAAUUUGGCACAGACUCGCCAUCAAAUCAGUCAGGAACUUGCUGCAGUAAUUCCAAAUUCUUCAGUACGGGAAUUUUUAAUUACCAACCUAGCGGGUGGCAAUAAAGCUUGGAAGUGGAAGCCAAACUUAGGAACCAUUGAGAGGUACCUACUCGACGUUUUUGAUCAGGACGAUUCAGAAGGUUGUUUUCCUUGUAAGACAUUGUUUAUCUCUGGUGGUAAUUCCAUUUAUGUCAGUGAAAAAGAUCACGGGCGUAUACUGAAAUUAUUCCCAAAAGCUCAGUUCUGUGUUAUUCCUGGAUCCGGUCACUGGGUACAUGCAGAGAAACCGUAUGAUUUUAUGGAUCAGGUGGCGAAGUUCAUCACCGAUGCUUAA